Molecule: messenger RNA, 1839 nt
Organism: Thunnus maccoyii (southern bluefin tuna)
Lineage: Eukaryota; Metazoa; Chordata; Actinopteri; Scombriformes; Scombridae
Product: C3a anaphylatoxin chemotactic receptor-like
Exons: 2
Coding region: 186-1310 (374 amino acids)
Biological process (GO): phospholipase C-activating G protein-coupled receptor signaling pathway; complement receptor mediated signaling pathway; positive regulation of cytosolic calcium ion concentration
Cellular component (GO): plasma membrane
Molecular function (GO): G protein-coupled receptor activity; complement receptor activity
Source: RefSeq, a predicted model, not a curated record
UAUACCAUCAUUGGGUGAAUGCUGCAUUGAACAAACAUAAGUGUUUUGGUCAAGGUUGGCCGUGUGUUAUCUUUGAAAUUCAGUUGCAUAUUAGACAUGAGCAUCUUUGUAUAGCCGCUAUAUUGGAUGGUCAGCUUUUAUGCCUGGUGUUUUCUCAUUUUUUGUAUGUUUGGAACAGGUGUAAAAUGAAGGGUUACAUUUUGAUUUUCUCGUAUUCUCUCUUUUCCAGCUGCAUCAUGUCUCCCAAUGCCUCUUUGCCUCUCCACGACCUCAAAUCUUCCAAGAAUGAACAGGCGACAACGGUGGACAUCGACGCCAUCAUGGACAACGUCAGCAUCGUCCUCUACACGCUGACUGUUGUGCUUGGCAUCACGGGGAACUCCAUGGUGAUCUGGGUGGCUGGAUUCAAACUCAAGCCAAAGGUUACCAACGUGUGGCUGGUGAAUCUGGCAAUCGCAGACCUGAUCUUCUGCUUCACACGGGCCUUCUCACUCAUUAAGAAGCUCUUCUUUGACUACUGGCCCUUUGGCAUCUUCCUCUGCAAGUUCAAUGGCUUUUUCAAAUAUGCCAACAUGUUCUGCUCCGUGUUCCUGUUAGCUGUGAUCAGCCUGGACCGAGCACUGUGCGUCUGGCUACCAGUCUUCGCCAAGCGCCGGCGCACCCUAUGGGCUGCAAGGGUGGUGGCUGUCUGCGUCUGGACUGUUGCGACUGCCUUCAGCACUCCGUAUUUCGUCUACCGCCAUGUCUACCUAGGGAAGAACAACUUAAGUAAGUGCUCUGUGGAUUCAAAGGAUGCGACGGUGGGGGAUAACAGUGCCAAAGUGGCUCUCUACUUCAUCCGCUUCCUGUGUGGCUUUAUGUUGCCCUUCAUGGUCAUCCUCAUCUGUUACAUUCUGGCCGGACUUGGCAUCCGACGCACCCGCCUUUCAGGCAAGUCCCGCCCCCUACGCAUAUUAGCAUCACUGGUCAUCGCUUUCUUCCUGUGCUGGGCGCCAUAUCACUGCCUCCUGCUGGUGAAGAUGGUGGACAGUAAGAACAAGGUGGUGAAGAUCUGGCACCCUCUGGCAAAGGGCAUGGCCUAUUUCAACAGCUGUGUUAACCCACUGCUGUACUUCUGCAUGGGGCUGGACGUGAGGGGGAGGUUCAGGCAGAGUCUGGCGGGGGUGUACAAGAGAGCUCUAGCGGACGAUGUGGAGGGACAGACGACUCAGUCCAACGAACGCUCUUUGGAUGACAGUAGUGGGUCGAAACACAGUACUGUUGUGGUGUCAGGAAGGAUUCAGCCUCCAGAGGGUGUAGCUAAAUUUUAAGUCUUUCCCAAUGAUUCAUGAGCCUUAAAGGACCAUGCAGGUGUUUUUUUGUGUCAACUCAUUGAAGGAUAAGGCCGCCAAUUUUCUAUUUUUUUAUCUUAUUGUCAAUAAACUUCUUCUGCAAAGCCAAACCAACAAUUAAUUGAUUUACUUACAGGUAUUGUAUCUGUGUAUCUUAUUCCUCUAUGUUGUAGACCUCUGUUUUUGUUCAAAAAAUAUUAAAAACACUUCAAUGAGCGACACCAACGCACCAGAUGACAUGUUCCUUCGCCACAAUGAGUUUGGUCGUGUUAGUUUGUUUAGAAACAGCUCAAAAGACUAAUAACAGUGAUCACCUAUUCAGUCUCCGCAGAUAUGCUGGAAUGUGGUUCUGAUUACAGUGCUUCGCUAGCUGCUUGUGCUACAUAUCACAACCUCUUGACUUUGUAGUACAUUGUCAAUUUGUCAAGAACUUCAGAACUUCCGCUUCUAGUUGGAGCCAUUUCUAAACAAACUAUCGUCAUCGUAAUCUUCAUAAUGAAGGAACAGA